Messenger RNA from Sinocyclocheilus rhinocerous, 1054 nucleotides. RefSeq names its product transmembrane protein 138-like. Gene Ontology annotation, cellular component: cilium. The transcript has 4 exons. The record is from RefSeq and is a predicted model, not a curated record. Bases 328 to 816 code for a protein of 162 amino acids. NCBI's taxonomy places the organism in Eukaryota, Metazoa, Chordata, Actinopteri, Cypriniformes, Cyprinidae.
UGAUUUAUCUUCUCUAUAAUCCAUUCAGGAGGAACAUCUGAGCACGCUCUGAUGAGGAUUUCAGCUCUUCAGGAACAUUAAUAUUCACCCGAGCAUCUGACUGUUUACUCGUCACUGAUCCAGCAUGGCUGGUGCCAGGAUUAAACGGCCAGUGGAACAACUCCAGCAAUCGUCCUCGCCGUCCUUUGGUUUUUCAUGGAGUAGGCGGAAGUGAGAUGGAAUUUCCUCUAUAUAAUCACGGCGAGAUGAUCUCCACGUCACACGUCUGCUGAAGAGUGGCGGAGGGCUGUGGUGGUGUAGUUUUCUAGUAUAUUCCGGAUCGCAGAUAUGCUCCAGACCAAUAACUACUCGCUGGUGCUGCUGGUCCAGCUGGCACUGCUGACCUUUGACCUGUUCGUCAACUCCUUCAGUGAACUGCUGCGGGCCGCGGCGGUCAUACAGCUCGUGCUCUUCAUAAUCCAGGACAUCGGCAUCCUGUUUAACGUGAUCAUCAUUCUCCUCAUGAUGUUCAACACAUACGUGUUCCAGGUGGGGCUGGUGUCGCUGUUACUGGAGCGAUUCCGAGCGCUGCUGAUACUGUCUGCACUCUACCUGACUCUCAGCAUCUGCUUUCACUGCUGGGUCAUGAACCUGAGGUGGAUGGAGUCCAAUGGUUUCGUGUGGACGGACGGUCUGCAGGUUCUCUUUGUGUUCCAGAGACUGGCUGCUGUGUUGUAUUACUACUUCUACAAACGCACAACCGAGUACCUGGGAGACCCCAGACUUUACGAAGAUUCCCCGUGGCUCCGUGACGCAUUCGCUAGAGCGCGACAGUGAAACCAACCCAAAGUGGUGCACGGGGGACGUUAACGUUGUGCAAUACAACACACAACCAAAGCAUUUCAAGAAACUAAACGGAUGGACUCAUUCAGAGCCCCGCCACCUUAAAACAAACUUAAGAAUUGUAGGAAAGAGCCAAGAUGGCUUCCAUGGAGCACAGUGGCAAAUGGAGAGAUCUCAUUUUGUGUUUUUAAUGACUGGAGCGCAACGAGAAAUAAAGCAUCAUGAAACCUGA